AUGAGCAAAGUUUUGGCCCAAGCGUAUAUCUCGCUGAUGUUGGAGGCACGUGGUCACCUGCCGGGCUCCAAAAGGGGGGAAACCACCAGCUUCUCUAAAGAAUUAAAGGUUCACAAUGGAAUGCGAUGGUAUCAUAAUCUUUUUCCGCAUUUUGAUACUGUCCAAAGCCGGUGGCGAGUUCUAGCAAAAGCUUUUUUUCACAACAUUUGCAAAGAAGAUGCAGAGUUGCUGCCGCUGACGAGGAGACUUUUUGGUAAAAAUUCGCCAACUUCCCAAAGUGCUAAGGCUACACAAAGCAUUCAACCCCUUGAUAAUGCUCAGGUCGCCAAAGAUGAUUUUAUUGACUGUGAAGAACCCAUAAGGUGUUUUUGGCUGUCUCCUUCACAGGGGUAUUUCAACACUUUGUCCUGUACUGAUGAAUCAGCCAAAGAUCUUUCAAAAGUUCUCCUCAACAUUGACUUCAAACUUGUUUACUCUUCCUUCCAACUCUUCAACGACUUUAAAAAAGCAGGAACAGAUGUUAGAGAGAUCACCCCUGAAGGAGUUAUUAAGUUUCUUCAAAAGAAUCCAAACUCCGUAGGUAUACUACCCUGCCCUGUAAGUGAGACGACAGUUGGUUCUGCGUUUAAUGUAGUCCUCCUCCUUACGUAUUGCAUGAAGACCCCUACCUUUUUAAAACAAAUAUUUGGAAUCCCUUUGUUGCUGACUGAAGAUGGUGUCCUUAGGCGAUUCCAGAUGGAUAAGCAAGUAUUUCUGAGCCGCUUUGCAGAUUUGGUACCAAAUCAACACUCUAAGUUUAUCCACCACAUACUCGCCUCACUGUUACUUCAGUUCGAAAAAGAAAUAUUUGAGGCGGAUCAAGGGGUUCUCAAAAAAUUCGAUAUCUGUGCAUUAGCCUCGCUCCUUCCGAGUAUUGCAAAAGGCAGGUGGUGUGAAACCAACAGUCUCAUUCCAUGGGAUUUGAAAGACGGGCCUACCGAACCAUGGUUAAAGCGUCUAUGGGAGUUUUUGUUCAAGGUACACAAAAAGGACCCAGAUACUUUUUCCCUAGAUCCACUGCAUAAAUGGCCCAUUCUUCCAACCAAAUCGAAGGAAUUAGCCCCACUUUCAAAAGGUAAGGUCAUUCUUGACUUGACAGCCUCCGAGGCCUGGUCGUUUGGCCAAAAGACUGUAGUCGAUUUGUUGAGGAAGCUACGAUGCCCAGAGUUGGAUGUCGAGCUCAUCGGCAGUGGUAAUAGAUGGGAUCUAUCGCCAGUGCUCAAACAGCACCUAUCGUACCCCAACUCGUCGCAAGACAUUCUAAAGGUGCUAGACCACUUGAUGAGGACAGGAGAUAUUUCUGGUUAUCUUUCUGACGAUGAAAUGAUUUCAUUGCUUCAGUUUUUUCAACAUGAUGCAGCCUCUCUGAAACAGGACCGAUCAUUGACUUCCAUUCUGAAGCGAUUGCCAUUUUUCAAGACUUUUAACGGAACGUUUGUUUCUCUUGAAAAUGCUAAAUCAGUAUAUACCAUCCCGAAGGGUUUACCAACUGACGAGUGCGAUGUUUGGAUGCGAGGAAUCAAUUGCCUUUUCUUAUCACCUGAACCAAAGCUGGACCACCUGUACAAUAGAGUUCUAAAUGUUGUUUCCAGAACUCACGCAGAUUGCUACAUCAAUUUCAUUUUCCCCAAAUUUCCAUCUCUUAAGGAGCAAACUCGUAUGCUUCAUCUUAACUACGUUAAACGAUUCUUGUUGGCACCCUUUUCUAAUGAAGAUCAACACACUAGAGUCCUACAAUCACUUAGAACUUUGGAAUUUAUUCCUGACACUAAUGGGUCACUACGAACUGCAUCUUAUUUUCAUGAUCCACGCGUGAAAGUUUUUGCAGUUAUGUUACCACGUGAAGCAAAGCCACCAGAACCUUUCAAUGAGAAAUCCGGUUGGCUAGAUCUCCUUUGUGAAGUUGGAUUAAAGAAGCAAGUUAGCAGAGAUCAGUUUCUAGAGUUUUCAAAGGAAGUUGCAAAACAUGCAGAGAACAUGAGCAAGAAAACUCGUAUUACUUUGGAGGAAAAGUCUCAAACUCUCGUUACCCAUCUUCUGGGUGAAGAGUCUUUUCAUGAAGCGGAGUAUUUACGGCAACUCUCUAUGAUAAAGUUUGUAGCAUCUUCAAAGGCCAGUGAUAACCUUCUUUCUCUUCACAAGCAGUACCAUUGCUCUAAAGAAGUACAAGAUGGAACACUUCCAUUCAUUCACUUCCAUGGUUCAGUACCAAAGAUGAAGGAGCGACUUGCCUGGACAACUGCGCCUCUUCUACCAGAUUGGGUUGUUUCAGAUGCUGGAAAGGAAAUGCUUGGAGCCCUUGGAGUUUUCCCAUAUCCAUCGCUGGAUCAAGUCAUCAAUCACGUCACCAUACUCUCACAAAAUGUUUUUAAGGCCAUUGAUAGAGAAAUACCGCAACCAAAGCGUCGCCUUCUGGGUGAUAUCAUGACUGAGGUGUAUACGUUCCUCCAACGUAUGAGCAGGUGCCAGGAAAGUGACUCUCUCAACUCUUGCUCUCGAGAAUGCCAUGUAAUUGGGAAGCGAUUGUCUGACAAAUCAUGUGUCUUGGUUGAAGAUGGCCGCGUAUUUGUCCGUGGUGACCAACUAUCCUUCCACCUGGAUGAGCAGUUAGCACCGUAUCUAUAUAAAGUUCCGCGGGAAUAUGGAUCUUUUCAGCACUUGCUACUCCGCCUUGGAGCCGUAGAGGAAGCCACACCAGAACAGUUUGCCAAACUACUCGAUAAACUAAACGCCUCAUGUCCAGACAAGAAAAUGCAUCGCAAUGAAGUCAGUAUUGCAAAACACGCUGUACACGGCCUGUUUACGAGUCUGAGGGCCCUACAAGACCACAAAAAGGAAGGUGAGCCAGCUAAUAAUACUCUCUCUAAGAUCGAACUUCUGUACCUUCCAAGCAGCGAGCAAAAGCUCGAAAGGUCUGUAGACUUGGUCCUGUUUGAUUUUCCUUGGUAUGAACUCCGUAUACCGAUUGCCAUGUAUAAGCAGCUAGAUCCACUACAAAAGUACAACCUGACGUUCGCUACCCCUCAACAAAUUGUCGACCUUCUGCCAGCUCACUUGAAGAUGCCAUCCCUUACAGCACUUGUGAGGGAAGAGCUGCACUCAGAAUGCAGAGAAAAGAAGUGCCGUGCUGAUGUGGAAAAGAAAUGUCACGAAACCAAUCGCCUCCGUCACAUAUUGUUUUCUCCCAAGUUUGUGGAUGGUAUGAUACGAAUUUUAAAAAAUCAAUAUCAGAAAGCCAAACUGAAUGACGAAGUCCGAGGAAACGUACGUAGAUUUCAAAACGAACUAAAAAUAAGUUGCAUGGAAAUGCUUUCCACUGAGCUCGUGGAAAACAGAUCAAAUACAUCAAUUCCAGGCAGCCAAAGAUCGAGGAACAUAGACUGUUUUGUGGAAAGGGAUGAAAGUGGUGGAAAGCAUAUAUUCAUCAAACAUGGUGUUGGUCCCAGAAACGUACGCAGGGUUCUCUGCGAAGAGAUAAAUCAACUGACAGGAUGCUACAUUGACAAAGUUAGCUGGUUGCAUCUGGCUGACAUUUUAGAGUGUGAGUCGCCUGAAGACAUCUCUUCCACAUUGGACAAGGCUGGAGUCUCCGAAGAUGUGGAUACUACUGAUACGCCAAACCUAGAGCCUGACCUUGGAACAGAAGUGCGUGAAGAGUUUCAUUACCUUCUAGAGCAGUACGGUGACUUCUACUUUCGAAAAGGAGAAUUUGUUGCAUUUGAAAAAGAUGACUCAACAGAUGAGGAACCGAGGUACAUCUAUGCAAAAAUUACGAACAAGGUUACCACUAAAGUAAAACCCAAAAAGGACAGAACUAAAAGAAAGCAAAAAGACGAGAGUAAGCUGCUCGACAGAUAUCUUAUUGACAUAGGCCAUGUAAAGAAAGAAGUCGAUGUACUGGAUCUGUACAAGAUAAGGAGACCACAAACAUUCCUGGAAAAAGAUGACAAACCAGAAGAAGAAUGUUUUUCAGAAACAAUGGAACUCGUACCUCACGAAGGAACAUAUCGGCAGAGUGCAGAACCAGAGGGGGCGGAAUGCUCAACGACACCAAAACGUAAGGACAACUGUGGUGAGCUACAUAAGCCUAGGAUGUUGGACGCCGCCAUAAAAGAAGUCCGAAAGAAACUUUCCGAAAUUUGGAAGCUUCCAGAAGAUAAAAGAAAGAAAGCAAUAAGGCGACUAUACCUUCGAUGGCAUGCGGACAAGAAUAUGGACAUGCAAGACAUUACAAACGAAGUCAUGAAGUAUAUACAAACUGAGGUCGAAAGGUUAUCGAAAGGAAAGUCGUCAAGCCGCGAUAAAGGUUGUGCAAGACCACCGCCACCAGAUUUUUCGGACUUAUUCAAGCUGUGGGAUGUAAUAGCUCGACGACAGCGCUCAAGUUUUGACAACUAUCGCCGCCACAACCCACGAUUUACUGGUUUCGCAUCACACUCGAGAAGGACUUACACGGCAUCUAAUCUACGCGUAGCGAAGAUGUGGAUUCGUCAAAGCAAAGAAGACCUGCGGUCCGUAAAACUUCUCUUGACUGCCCGAGAUCCACUUUACUACCUUGUCUGCUUCCAAUGUCAUCAAAUCGCGGAGAAAUCUCUCAAAGCAGCUCUGUACGCUCUAUCAGGGGUCGCAGAUAGGCAGCUGAAAUAUAACGAUUUGGUACUAUUGGCACAUGAUCUUUCACGGCUUCCUAGAGCUCCAGAUGUGACACCGCAAGUAGCCAGGCUGUCUGACUAUUACGAGGGCACUCGAUAUCCUAACAGGCAUGUGCCACCUAGAGUGCCUGCUGAGGUGUUCCAAGAUUCUCAGCAAGCACAGGAAGCGUUCAGACUGGCCACAGAAGUUUUGGAAGUACUAGAACAGUUUGUUGGAUCAUAA
This is a messenger RNA of Pocillopora meandrina, 4914 nucleotides long. The record is from the annotation of a GenBank genome assembly. NCBI's taxonomy places the organism in Eukaryota, Metazoa, Cnidaria, Anthozoa, Scleractinia, Pocilloporidae.